This is a messenger RNA of Tachysurus vachellii, 932 nucleotides long. Its product is annotated as mast cell protease 2-like. Lineage: Eukaryota; Metazoa; Chordata; Actinopteri; Siluriformes; Bagridae. The coding region runs from base 62 to 841 and encodes 259 amino acids. The transcript has 5 exons. Gene Ontology annotation, molecular function: serine-type endopeptidase activity. Gene Ontology annotation, biological process: proteolysis. The record is from RefSeq and is a predicted model, not a curated record.
AACCACAAUAAGCAGGUCAUGAAAUUAGUCUUUGUCUCAGUGUGUGCCUCAGUGCUGCAGAAUGAUGUUGCACAUUGUGCUGCUUGCGGCAGCUUUCAGCAUUCUCACUUGUAAUAGCACACAUGGAGAAGAAAUCAUCAAUGGCCAAAAAGCCAAAAAGAACUCACUGCUGUACAUGGCAUCUGUACAGUAUAAAAGCAAUCAUGAAUGUGGAGGAUUUCUCAUAAACCCCAGCUAUGUGGUUUCUGCAGCACACUGUUAUUAUAAGAAUUACCAUAAAUUCCUUAGUGUGGUCCUUGGGAGUCACAACAUCAAUCCGACACGAAAUGAUCUGAGAAGAUACGAAGUGGAAAGCGUGCACGUCCACCCUUUUUACGAGGAACGACCCCUUAAUGGCUUUGACAUCAUGCUACUAAAGCUUUCAAAGGACGUCGUGAUGAAUGAAAAGGUGAAAAUUGCCAAAAUUCCAAACAAGCAGCAGCCAGUCAAGCCUAACAGCAAGUGCCAGGUUGCAGGAUGGGGAAAAACUAAAACUGUGGGUAACAAUGUGAAUGACCUCCGGGUGGCUGAUGUGUCAACUAUAAAUAUUGCAGUCUGCAAGGAGGAGUGGGCCAAAGUGUUUCCGCUCCCACCUGGCAUUCUUUGUGCAGGAGCCUAUAAAACAAAAAGUGGAGCAUGCCAGGGUGAUUCUGGUGGGCCUCUGAUCUGCAAAGGUGUGGCAGUGGGCAUUGUGUCAUUCAACUAUGAUAAAAAUUGCACCUAUCCAAAUUUUCCUAAUGUCUACACUGACAUUUCAGCUUACUCUGACUGGAUUAAGAACGUGAUCAAAAGAGAUGCUUAAGGUGUGUUUUAUAUGUGUCGAGUAACUUGAUAUCAUGUAAUGGCUCCAAAAUAUGUGAUUCUUAAAUAAAGACAUAGAGGCAGAACAAGAA